This is a messenger RNA of Anastrepha obliqua, 1107 nucleotides long. RefSeq lists its product as uncharacterized. The transcript is spliced from 6 exons. Bases 194 to 994 code for a protein of 266 amino acids. The record is from RefSeq and is a predicted model, not a curated record. NCBI's taxonomy places the organism in Eukaryota, Metazoa, Arthropoda, Insecta, Diptera, Tephritidae.
AAAAGAACUAAUAGAUCACUUGAAAGUGAAAAAAUUACAAUUUUGAAAGUGUGUUUUAGUUUUUGAAAUUAACUACAAAAAUUUCACACUUUAAAGUCAUUCAACUGCAGAGGGUGUACCUGUAAAAUUAUUAUAUAAUAGUGAAAGAGGAAUUAAAAGAUUUAACAAAAGUGUUGACGGAGGAAGUGUCAAAAUGUCCAGUUAUCGCCCACGACGAACUCGCAUUUAUGGUGCCAACUACGAUAUCGGCGAAAGCUCUUACAAAAAAUUGCUGGAAAGUUUAGAUAGUAAAAGAGGAAUCAGCAGGAGCACAGACAUCCACGUUCCUUUAGCACGUGAAACGAGUUUGCCACCAAAAGUGACAUUUUCCCAGGAUGAAGACGAUUUUGACCGUGAGAAAUAUAGAGCCUCACUAAGAGCCAAACUGCAUUUGGACGAUGACGAUGCCGAUGUUUUUGGCUCCACACUCAAACAAUCGAAGCAGCGACUUUUGGCUAGAAAUAGAUUCUUAGAAGAUGAAGAUGAGGAUAUUUUAGGUUCCACCUACAAGCCAUUGAAAUUCAAAGGUUUAGACGAGUCUGCUGUAGAAUCUUCGUUGAAAUCCUCAUUGAAAUUCAGAGCUUCUGCAGAACCAUUCGAAUCGUCUUUCAAAUCACUGAAAUUGAAUGGAUCCGAUGAGCCAGCAUUCGGUGAGAGCAUAAAACAUAAAGCACUGAAAGCGAGGUCUAUCUUGAAUGACACGGAUGAUCAGGAGGCUAGCACAUUCUCCUCAAGACGUAUAAAGAUUAGAAGUGAAAAUGUCAUAAUGGGUGAUACCAGUACCACAACUGAAGCUUCUUCACGCAUGAAAGCAACCAAAGCUCGCCUCGCUGACCUCGACGCGGAAAUGUCUUCGAUAAAUCAAAAACAAAGCGAACGGGAAAAGCGUAAACAUAAUUUAAGAAAAUUAUUAAAUGAAAGCGAAUCUGAUACCUUUAAGGCCAUAGAAAUGUAAUUGUUGUAAUGUUGUGUUAUAUGAGUACGUACUAAAAAAAAAAUAAUUGUGGAAAAUAAAGUGUUUAAGUAAAUGUUAAAAAGAUACCUAUAACGAGGAAAGAAAAAUAAAAA